Molecule: messenger RNA, 708 nt
Organism: Blumeria graminis f. sp. triticale
Lineage: Eukaryota; Fungi; Ascomycota; Leotiomycetes; Helotiales; Erysiphaceae
Source: the annotation of a GenBank genome assembly
AUGCUUUUUUCACAAACCAUCAGCCUAAUUUUCUUGCUCGCCCCCUCUGUUUUGGCAGAAAAAUAUGACAAAAUCACGCCUGACUUUGUUAAAACUGUCACUUCUCUCAAAUUUGGCGUUGACUGUGGGACACAUGUUUACACCGAUCUCCAGCUGAAAAAACUAGCCUUUAGCUCGCUGAGAACUGAAAGACUAGUCAAAUAUUGCACCCUAAAAUCUGGGUGUUUCAAGAAGCUCGACUACCGCAAGAAAUAUAUGAGCUAUGUCCAAAACUCUUACUUCCCUAUAGAAUCAUAUUACAUACGCGUCCGUUCAACUGGCGGUAUUCUAAAAGGAAGAUUUGCAAAGAACAACAUAAUUGUCGUAGCGAACGAUGGGACUAUCCAAGGUGUUCUAACCACUAAAGACAAGGCUUGGGUUAACUGCCCAAACCGUGAGAAGGUCGGAACCAUCAGUGAAGCGCAAAGACUAGACUUACUCAAGACGGAGCAAAAGAUAAAAUCUCAGAGUAGUGCUAAACCCGCCGACGGCGUCAAAAUCGCUCAAACCGCAGAAAUGGCAAAGAUCUAUCCCGCUGAAUCGGAUGAGAAAUCUUCAGUUCCUCGCGGCACUUCCAGCCCUCGCGGUGCUUCUAGCCCCCGCGCUGCUGAGAAAUCGGCCCAGGAUAACGUUCCAACUGACCCCAGCACUUCGGGAUCAAAUGAGUAG